CUGUUGUAAACUAGCGUGCCAUGUAGCCUACAUUCGGCUGUGUGUAUGUCUGUGAGAAUGAGUGCUGUGUGCGUGUCUAAAUGUGAGCAAGUUCAGUAAAAGUAACCUACAUAGUUUGCGCGCUGUUCCCACAAUUAUUUUUGCAAAGCAGAGGAGAAAGUCGAAACGACUAUGAUGUAUUCAUUUGGGACCUGGGAAACCAGCUACCAGGACUGGCUACGUCGCUACCAAGCUAAAUAAACGCACAAGAAUUCGGUUUUAGUUCAAAUUCGUCCUAAUCCAGCCUGUCACAAAUAACGGAUUUGGUCGCUAUCAUGUCAAGAUUUUGACCUGCACAGAGUUUAUCUUCAACCUGAUAUCGGGGCUGAUUCUUCUCUUCAACAGAAGUUGAGCGUGCCACCUUUGUGUGUGUGGUGUGUGCGUUCAUGUGUAAAUGUGUGCGACCGAUGUGUAAACUGCUGUACAUUCGCAAUGAAUGCACUGUAGUUGUCGCAUGGCUUCACACCAGUGUACAUUUAGCAACAAAAAUAGUUUGGGAAACCAUAUUCGUAAAAUUUCAGGAUGUUGAAGACUCUAACCAAGAAGCUAAGGAGACACUCACUCAACGAGAUACAUCCCUUUCAGUUCAAGAUUUCCUACCAUUGCAGUGGGGAGGGAGCAGAGAGCGACGAUUCCGAGGGGGAGAACCAGGAGCUUGCACAGAUUGACAGAGAGAGGCGGCGGAACGGCGGCCUCACCCCUCUGGCCACCAGCCAACAGCACAACCAGGGUCCCCUCUCCCCGGCAUGCCUCUGUCGCCUACGCCUCCUUCUAGACCCAACUCUGGACCACCACUCUUCCGAAGAAGAGCUGGAGCGAAUCAGCUGUGGCGUUGGAGAUGGCAAGAAGUGGAUGCUGCACCAUCACCACGUCGAGCACCACAGCAGUGCCUCCAGCGACGAGGAGGUGCGGGACCUGUUCGGCUGUGGUCCGGUGGUGGCGGCCUUGGAGCCUGGGACUUGCCUGGGGGCCUCCCCAAGCCCAGUGCUCUUUAGCUCCAGCCCGCCUCGCAGCCUCAAGCCCCCGCCCCCCAUUCGGCUCCAGUUCCAGGUGGUGCAGCCUGCUGCCAGGCCCAUUAUCUUGACCCACUUUGACCAGUCAGCGGUUCCCUAUACGAAGCACAGGCACAGCUACGGGGGAGAUGGUGGGAGGCCGAGUCUGGACCUGGAGAAAAUGCAACAGAAAAUGCUCCUUAAAAAGAACUGUGGUGGGAAAACACGGACCAUAAAGAUUCGGAACUUGACUGGCACUCGCCCUCUACCCAGGUAUGCCUACGAUCCCUCCAUUUUUGCCUUCCGGUCCCUCAGCACGGUCCCUCCUUGCAGUCCACUGACUCCGUCCGAAGACCGCCCAUGUGUGUGAGGGGAUAACACCAACAGACCCCCCACACACUUAUUGACCGUAUAGGAGACCCCCAGACUAUAACUUGUCUCAGCUUUGAAGAUGAGACUGUGCUAAAUAAUGAGUAAUAAUGACCGAUGGGAUAAUUUGACAAAGCCAAUGUUUGAAAGGUCAAUAUUGUACUCUCAGGUAAUCCCACUCUGUCAAGUCAUGCGCUUGCUCGGACAACUGCUCAACAAACACAAGCAUCUAAUACACCAAGAAUGGGGUGAUCUUAACCCUGAUAUUGAAUGAUGAUGUGAGACAUGCAGAUUGUAUGUACUGGGGAAUGAUAAGGCUGCAAUAGAAGUCUCUUUGAAAAUACACCGCUUCACUCAAGCUCUUAGUUCCAAGGACACUUCAGAUAUUUCAUACAUUAACAGCUGUCUUUUGGAUGUCUGUUCAGAAAAUGGACUUCACUAUCAAAUAUAUUUUCAAAGGACAACACAAGCAUUGGAAAGCGUUCAGACUACUCCGAUGCAUUUGAUAUUCACAAGAGAACUGUAUCUUGAUGACAAUCAAGGGUCAAUCAAACUCAAGACAGGUUCAUUGUCUAGACUGGAAAAAGCUCAUUAGGACCACUCAUUAACAGAGGGGUUCUUGAUACAUUGCAAGCUGUACACUGCACAAUACAUGUAGAGUCGAUUUCUUUGUAUGUAUCAACCAAUUAGAGGGAAACUGGCCUGACAAUCUGUCCUAAUACACAUGAAUAGGUUGUGGUGACAGAGGGCAUCCCUGACACAUGCAGUCAUUUGAAAGUAAAGUAGAUGUCUGUCUACUAUUUUGUGGAUGUUAUUUGAAUUGUCCAGGUAAUAAGCUACUACGGCAUGUAUGAUCGUAGUUCGCGUUAACCUUAAAACAUUUUUUUUUGUUGCUUCAACCUGUCUGAGUUUGAUUUUCACUGUAGAGGAAAACCAUUGUCCUCUUUUCCUGCAUGCAUUUCACUGUGCUGAGGUGUAGAAAAGAACAGUAUGUAAGCAUUUAAGGGAAGUAUAAGAAAUCUACUAGAAUGACAUGAGAUUUCUAACCCAUACCUUCUUUUCUUGUAUGAGACAACCAACAUUAUGCUUCUGAAUGACAUUCCUGAUGGAUUGAAUGUAAAACUGAAAGUAGUCUUAGCUGUAGAGUCGUUAUGCUAGGGUAAUCAGAGGACAGAUAUGAAAAACCUUUUCUCGAGUGACAUGACAACCUAUUUAUGCAUAUGAAUGUAUACCGUGAUGGACAUGUUGAGAUCAAAACAGUGUCGUCACCGUAACCAAGCUCUUCUAAAGUGACUGCUGUGAUGUUUCUGUGUCCCUCGCAUUACUUCUGAACAAAUAAACGCCCUGUGGCCUCUUGA
Oncorhynchus nerka (sockeye salmon) is the source of this 2758-nucleotide messenger RNA. RefSeq lists its product as uncharacterized. NCBI's taxonomy places the organism in Eukaryota, Metazoa, Chordata, Actinopteri, Salmoniformes, Salmonidae. The record is from RefSeq and is a predicted model, not a curated record. The transcript is spliced from 5 exons. The coding region runs from base 562 to 1401 and encodes 279 amino acids.